This is a messenger RNA of Oppia nitens, 1679 nucleotides long. Its product is annotated as TWiK family of potassium channels protein 18-like. The record is from RefSeq and is a predicted model, not a curated record. Lineage: Eukaryota; Metazoa; Arthropoda; Arachnida; Sarcoptiformes; Oppiidae. The coding region runs from base 62 to 1639 and encodes 525 amino acids. Gene Ontology annotation, biological process: stabilization of membrane potential; potassium ion transmembrane transport. Gene Ontology annotation, cellular component: membrane. The transcript has 6 exons. Gene Ontology annotation, molecular function: potassium ion leak channel activity.
AAUAUAUUUUUCGGGUCAACUCAAAUGCCUUAUUGGUAGUGUCUUAUAAUUAAUUGGCAAAAUGCCGUCUCAAUCAACCAGAUUAUCCUAUUUAGCGGCCACACCGGGAACGGGAUUCAGUCGGGAAAAUAUAUGGCUCAACCGUGAUUAUGGCACUGAAAAGGUAUGGGUCCUCAAUCCCAUGCAUAUCGUGUCGUUGAGCUCAGAGACAAAGUCCAAGUUUGUCAAAAUUAUCGAAAGUUUUAAACAGUUUAGUGAAAAAUGGUUUUCACACGUCUUAUUACUCAUAUUUCUUAUACUUUACGGCUUUAUCGGUGCCUAUGUUUUUGUGACACUCGAGGGUCCCAAUGAAAUCAGUAUUAAAACAUCGGUCAGUAAUAUGAGAGAAAAUAUCAUACGUGAGCUUUGGUGGAGUUCCCAAAAGUUUACUAAAGGCUGGUGGGAUAAGUUGGCUAAGAUUAGGAUGAAGGAGUUUGAAAGACAACUACAUGAGGCCUGUAUUGCUGAACAAACUACCGAUUCUGAGAAAAGUGACUGGACCUUCUGGCACGCGCUCUUCUUCAGCUCGACUAUCUUCACCACUAUUGGCUAUGGACAUGUGGUCCCCAAAACAGAUGCGGGAAGAGUGGCCACAAUUAUCUAUGCAUUUAUUGGUAUUCCCUUAUUAUUGAUGGUAUUAACAGAUUUGGGAAAACUGUUUACCAGAGGAAUCAAAGUAGUGUUUAAAUACUGCCGAAUGAUAUACUAUGCAAAACACUUGCGAAAAGUGAGAUCAGUCGGAAAGAAAGCCACUCAAAGACUUCCCACUCAAUAUAUGAGCGUUGCCUUAGAAAAGAUGACACAACUUCCUCAUUCUCUGACCAACGAAAAGGAUAAGGACAGUGAUGGCGGACACUUGAAACCAGAGGAUAGAAGACAAAGUAAAAGUCGCUCAAGAAGUCAAUCGCCACCCAAACAGAGUCGACCGGUCUCUGUGAACGAGUCAGUGCCGAGUGUGUCGACCGCAGCCGUCGGCGAUGAGACUGCAAGUACUCUAAUGGAAGAUCCGAAAGAGUAUGAAGUGGACGAUGAGUUUAAUUUACCGAUUAGUGUGGCCGUCAUUUUGUUGCUCCUAUAUAUGAUGAUCGGCGCCGCUGUGUUUACCAUAUGGGAGGACUGGUCUUUUUUCGAGUCAUUUUAUUUUGUAUACAUAUCUCUAUCAACCAUUGGUUUUGGCGAUUAUGUGCCAAAACAUCCCAUAUUUAUGAUGUGCACAUUUAUCUACCUGUUGUUUGGUUUGGCACUGACCUCAAUGUGCAUUAAUGUGGUUCAGGAGAAGCUGAGCGCUACCUUUCAAAAGGCAAAAUUAAGAAUCGGCGCUACAAUGGGUUUAGAUGUACAACAACUCAUGGCUGAGGACUUGGCGAUGGAGUCUAAAGAGGAGAGUAUAGAAAAAGACGUCAAAGUCGUCGAUCAGAAAGAAGAUGACAAUAAUUUUAAGCUUAAAAAUACUGAAAUCGGAAAAACACUUAAAGAAAGACGAGAAAAAAAGAGAGACAGAUCUCGUUCACCAAAACCAGAGGGCAAGAGUGGUAACGAUAAUGAAGAUCGACUGUCGAAGGGAUCUGAGCGCAGAAGUGUUGGAUUCAUUGACGAUUAGAUAUGACUAUUGGGUGCAACUUAUGCUUAGGUUUAAUAAU